This is a messenger RNA of Harpegnathos saltator (Jerdon's jumping ant), 1665 nucleotides long. RefSeq lists its product as uncharacterized. The record is from RefSeq and is a predicted model, not a curated record. The transcript has 4 exons. Bases 354 to 1106 code for a protein of 250 amino acids. NCBI's taxonomy places the organism in Eukaryota, Metazoa, Arthropoda, Insecta, Hymenoptera, Formicidae.
ACGCUUGCUCAGAUUCAAAAUAUAAGCAUCAGUAACUGACACGUAUGGCUGAAAGAUGUUGUAUCACCUCUGAUACUUGUGCAGAAUUUGUGAUAUAUUUUUAAAAACUUGUGACCAUGUUUUCUCACGCAUGCUGAAUAUUUUGACAAAGUACCUCGGUUGGUUUGCCAGUGCUUUCCGAAGGAGAACGACUCGUAAAAAUGUGUCAUGAUGUGACAGCAUUUAAAUUUGGCUCUUCCGGGUAGUGGUCUCCGUACUAACCAAGUUUCGGACGCCCUUUUCUGAAUGUUAAGGUUAUGCCAUACAUGUAAAUAAUAAUUCAUUUAUAAACGUUUUAUAUUUAUAAUAUAUGUAUGAUGGAGUUCGACCAGUUGGAGCAAUGUGUUAAAAGUCUAAACAAGGUAGUGAACGAGUUUCCGAUUGGUGCAAUUUCACUGAACGAUUACAUACCUAUUGAGAAGAAGAUCCAGAUAAGCAGAGAAUCACUGAUGCGUCUGAAUGCCAGGUUAUUAAUACUUAAAGCAAGAUAUAAACAAUACACAGAUCAUGAAAAGUCAAGGGGGAUUGAGGAAGAACUUGAAGAUGAACUUUCAAGGGUUGUAAGUGACACACUUAUAAACACCAAAGCUAUUAAGUUAUGUCUUCAUAGCACAACUAUUAUUUCUAUUCUCAAUAAUAAGGAAGGCACUGCGGAGGAACAAGAGAAACUCGGCACUUAUGUGAGUAAGUUAUUUACUUUGAAUGACAAUAUUAUAUCUGUCCAACAGUCUAUUGAGAAAGCUUCUCAAACACAAUUAAAUCUAAAAUUGGAGUGUCAAAAGGCUCUGAACGAUUAUAAGAAUUUCCUCAAGGAACAGGAGGAAAUACGAAACAAAAAAUUGCAAGAAACCUCUCCUGAUAUUGUAAAAAACAAAUCUCGAAUGGAAAAUACUUUAAGAAAGAUAAAUGUAAUGAAGAAACUUAUUAGAAAUUUCAUAGCAGCAUCCUGUUUUAUGUUAAUGAAAAAGCCAUUAUUAUUGGAAAUGUUGGAAAAUCACAGAGAAUUAUUUAAUGUGGAAACAAUAUUAAAAAUGGCCCAAAAUGAGGAAGAUAUUGAAUCUGUAUGAGAGGAAGAGAGAGAGAGAGAGAGAGAAAGAAAGAAAGAGAUAAAAGAAUAUUUAAAAAACCGGAAAUUCCGAAGAGAAAAUACGCAGGAAUUCAUUAAGAAUUUUUUUCUCUUUUCUUACUUGCUAAGCGCAAUAGACACAACACAUAUUUACAAGAAUAAGCUUCCACGCAAAUUUCAAUGUCUUUUUCUUAUUUUUUUCUUUUUUUCCUUUAAGUUCCUCUAUUCAACCGCCUUGUCAGACAGUUUUUUUUGUAUGAGUUAAUCUUUAAAUAAAGCAUAAUCGAUAUUGUAUAUAAGUUAAAAAUUAGGAUAUAUAUAUAUAUAUAGUAAUCACAGCUUACGUAUAUAUAGUAAAGUUUCACUAUAGGGGAGAGAGAUGUACACAUUCAUGUUUUAAAAUCAGUGUAUCGAGAGACUUUCUCGCUCUACUUUCUUCGCACGAUUAACUCGUGUAUUAUAUGUAUAAUGUAACCACCGCGUGCGGUAAAAUGCAAAUUGUAAGACAAUCGGGUUUUUUUUUCAUGGUCCGGUGUGUAUGUAUGUCGUUCAGUCUCAUU